UCAGCUAUAGAAAGGCGACUCGUUUGUGAGACAUCAGCCCCUCUUACAAUGGUGGUACUUUAUGAUUUCCAACUACUAUAAAAGCUUUAGAUGGGCUCCAGUCCACACAGUCUUCAGCUGUCCACUCUUUAGUAAAGCAAAAUGAAGACUACCGUGUUCCUUGUAUUGUGCAUCGCCGCCGCCCUUGCUGAGGAGAAGAAGACCACGAAACGUGGUGUCUUCGGCGAAUCCCUGGGCUUGGGUGUUGGGAGUGUAGGUCUAGGACACGGUGGCAUCGCUUUGGAAGGGCAUGGCCUAUCAUCCGGGAUUUCCGGAGGACUUGUCUCCUCCCACGGCUACGGACUGGGCUCCGGGUACGCAACAUCGCUAGGAUCUGGCUACGCUCUAGGCUCCGGAAUCGGGUUAGGAGGUUCCGGAAUCGGGCUAGGCGGCUCCGGAGUCGGCCUAGGGGGAGCCGGAAUCGGGCACGGAGUCAUCAAUCUUGGAGCUUCCGUUUCCCGCCACAUCACAGUCACUAACAGAGUUGGUAUCCCGAUCCCGCAGCCCUACCCCGUGACUGUCCACAAAAACGUCCCAGUGCCAGUACCCCACCCAGUCCCGGUCCCAGUGGAUCGCCCAUACCCCGUCCAUGUGCCCAAACCGUACCCAGUGCCAGUAGUUAAACACGUCCCAGUCCACGUGGAUAAACCGUACCCAGUUCCGGUUAAAAUCCCAGUGAAGGUUGCUGUUCCAGUCCCUGUUAAAGUACCAGUACCCAAACCGUACCCUGUCCCUGUCCAUAAGCCAGUCCCAGUUCCCGUACAUGAACCCGUGUACGUUAAGAAACCGGUGCCUGUGGUGGUCCAUCAUGGGCAUGAGGAAUACGGACAUGGUGGCUACGGGUUCGGAGGAAUUGGUCAUGGUAUUGAACUUGGAGGACAUGGGAUUGAACUUAGCCAUGGUUCCAGCUACGGAUACGGCCAUGGGAUCAGUUUGGGGUCCAGUUAUGGGCACGGGAUCGGUUUGGGGUCCAGCUACGGUCACGGGAUCGGGUUAGGUAGUUACAAAUCAUGUUGCCGAGAUGUUAGGGGGAAAUGGGAAAGUACUAUCACUGUAGGGGAGGAUGGACUUGUAUAUAAAACAGCGGGUACUAAAUUGGAACAGACACAGUUGCAUCGUCUCCACACAAGCAACAUGAAGUUUCUGGUUUGCACUUUAUUGCUGGCAGUCGCGUUGGCCGAAGAGUCCGCCAAGAAAAAGCGCGGUUUGGAGCUCGGGGGUGGCCAUUUCGGGGGCGGCCUCUCUCUAGGCGGGCAUGAGGGGCUCUCGCUGGGUGGUGGCGGCGGCCAUGGAUUCGGCGGCGGCAUCGGUGGCGGCUUCGGCGGCGGCCACGAAGAAGGCCACGUCACCCACAUCACCCUCCACAAGCAAAUCCCGGUACCAAUCCCACAUCCGGUGCCGUACCCAGUGGAGAAGAAAGUACCAUACCCUGUCAAAGUACCAGUCCCUGUCAAAGUCGAUAAGCCGUACCCUGUCCACGUGCCCCAGCCCUACCCUGUCCACAUCGACAAGCCCUACCCUGUCAAGGUGGAGAAGACCAUCCCCUACCCAGUCAAAGUACCAGUCAAGGUGCCAGUGCCCGUCAAGGUGGAAGUACCCAUCCCUAAGCCGUACCCCGUCCCAGUGCACAAGCCAGUCCCUGUGCACAUCCCCGAAUACAACAUCGUCAAGAAGCCGGUUCCAGUUUACGUCAAGGGACAUGAGGGUGGUUUCGGAGGCGGCGAUCUGGGCGGUCAUGGAGGUUUCGGAGGCGGUUUUGGCGGUCAUGAAAUCUCUGGCGGUUUCGGAGGACACGAACUGUCUCUCGGUGGUGGUUUUGGACACCAUGUUUGCUCUCUUUUAUUAGCCACGACCGCUUUUGCUGACAAUGUCAGAGAAAAGCGUGGCUUUUUAGGCGGCCACGGAGGCGGCAUUUCCUUUGGAGGAGGCGGUCACGGGGGCGGCAUUUCCCUCGGUGGGGGCGGCCACGGCGGCGGUAUUUCUUUCGGGGGACAUGAAAGUGUCUCCUUAGGGGGAGGACAUGAAAGCUUAUCUUUGGGAGGUGGCGGUCAUGAAGGCAUCUCUCUGGGAGGUGGACAUGGUGGAUUUGGCGGCGGAAUUUCUCUUGGAGGUCAUGGCGGUGGUGGAGGCGGCGGCGGCGGCGCCAUCGUCGAAGAAGGACACGUUACCCACAUCACCCUCCACAAACAAGUCCAUGUACCAAUCCCGCACCCGGUACCAUACCCCGUCGAAAAGAAAGUACCAUAUCCAGUGAAAGUCCCAGUUGCUGUCAAGGUCGACAAACCUUACCCCGUCAAAGUGCCAAAGCCUUACACUGUCCACAUCGACAAGCCUUACCCAGUCAAAGUUGAGAAAACUAUCCCUGUGCCAGUGAAAGUACCAGUCAAAGUUCCAGUACCUGUGAAGGUAGCUGUGCCUAUCCCUAAACCUUACCCAGUCCCAGUGCACAAACCAGUGCCUGUUCAUAUUCCCGAAUAUAAAAUUAUUAAAAAGCCGGUUCCCGUUUACGUGAAAGGAGGACAUGAGGAAUACUCGUCUGGGGGAUAUGGUGGUGGAGAGGAAUUGUCCUUUGGAGGCGGUCACAGUUUUAGUUCCGGAGGCAGCUUUGGACAUCAUUAAACCAAAUCAUCAUCCUUAUCAUCACUUUCAUUUCUCAUCAUUAUUCAUCAACAAAAUCCCAUAGCUCAAUCUUCGGAAUAUUAUAAUUAACAAGGACUAGCUUCGUUAAUACGGAGAAUUUCCUUUUUUGAGACUGGAACCGAAAAUGAAUUGUUGUGCAACUGUUAUUGUAUUAAAUAUCCCUAAAAUAGGGAAUAUGUAUAUGUACCUCUCUUUCUUAUAAUAAACUAGUAUUUUAGAUGAAA
This is a messenger RNA of Tribolium castaneum (red flour beetle), 2903 nucleotides long. RefSeq lists its product as uncharacterized. The coding region runs from base 142 to 2658 and encodes 838 amino acids. Lineage: Eukaryota; Metazoa; Arthropoda; Insecta; Coleoptera; Tenebrionidae. The transcript is spliced from 5 exons. The record is from RefSeq and is a predicted model, not a curated record.